This is a messenger RNA of Apis dorsata (giant honeybee), 621 nucleotides long. RefSeq lists its product as uncharacterized. NCBI's taxonomy places the organism in Eukaryota, Metazoa, Arthropoda, Insecta, Hymenoptera, Apidae. The transcript has 5 exons. The record is from RefSeq and is a predicted model, not a curated record. The coding region runs from base 16 to 621 and encodes 201 amino acids.
UAAUUUAGUGUAAACAUGUCAAUGUUAUCGUGCCCAAUUGAUAUAAACAAUGAAGAAGCUUAUAAUUUAGAAUGCUAUACAAAAGAAUCAGCUAAUAAGAGCAUAAUAAAGUAUAGAAUAAAGAAAAAUAGGAAACAAUAUAAUUUUGAUUCAUCAAGCCAAUUAGGAACUGUACCGCUAGAAACUGUUCAAGAUUUACAUGUUCCUACAACAGAAGAUUGGCAAGAGGAAAAUGUACCAACCUAUGAUCCUUGGAAAAGUACUGAAAAAAAAGACAUUAUACGAUGCUUAAUAGGAGGUACGAAAACAACAAAGAAGAAAUUCAAAUUAGCUGAACGACAAAGGAUAUUAAAUCUUCAACAAGAAAAUACAAAUGAUAUGAGAAAUAAUUUUAAACAUAAGUAUUAUAACUUAACUAUUUCUCAACUUAUUAAAAAUUUAAGAAAAUUAAAUUUGAACGAUAUUGACACUUUAAUAAAAAAUAUUGAUAUGAGUAAAUUAUUUAUAAGUGAAAAUAAUAAAAAAAAUAUAUUUAUAGAAGAAAAAUAUACACAAGGAACUAUCGACAAGAUGUUGAUAUAUAAAUUCAAAGAAUUGAUGCUUAAUCACUUACAAAAAUAA